GGUAUUACAAAAUCCACAGAGUAGAAAGAUAUCUUUCACAAUGAAUCAAGCAUUUCUCAUACACCAGGGCUAGUAUUGGCAUCCCACUGCACCAUAAAGUAAUGAAUAUAUUUACUUUAGAAAAAAGAUUUUUCACUUUAUGUCUGAGGAGAAAACAAUUUUUAUCCUUUUAGGACAUAUUAUUGAGUUGUUGUGAUCUAUGGGUCAAAAAGUCAAAAAUAUGAAGAAGGAAGUAGGUGUUGCAAUACAGUGUGCACGUUUACUAUUGAACCACUUGCAGAAAAUUUGUGGUCAGUCAGACGGCACAGCUUCAGAUUAUCGGAUGUGGAUGAGGAAUCAGGUCUAAUCUCUACCAUCUCAAGAUUCUUCUUUUGUGAGAAAAGGUACCUGAAGCUUUUCCAUUUGUCCCAGCCCAGAAGAAACCACUGAAUCUAUCUCACUAUCAUGGGAAAACUGCCAAACAGCACCAUAGAGAUGCUUAAGAACCAAAUGCUGCAGACCACUUUGCCUGUCCUCUACUUGUUCAUCUUCACCAUCAGCAUUCCCCUCAAUUCUAUCUCUUUGUGGUUCCUUUGCCGUCACUCAAGGCCUUGGACUCCCACCAUUGUGUUUUCAAUUAACCUGACACUCACGGACUUGCUCUACAGCAUGCUCCUCCCUUUUCAAGUUGUCUACCACUUACGGGGAAAUGACUGGCCCUUUGGACAGGUUCUGUGCCGCAUCGUAACGGUUCUAUUCUAUGCAAACAUGCACUGUUCUGUUUUAACCAUGACGAGCAUCUGCAUAGAGCGCUACCUGAGAAUUGUUCACCCGCUGAAGCACAGGACCAUAAGACCCAUUAGAACAGCUCUCCUGACAUGCAUCAUCAUUUGGAUAUUUGUUUUACUGCUGCACUUCCCACUCAUGAAGACAAACCUAACCUUCCAUGUAGAGGAGCUGCAGAUAACCACUUGUUUUGAUAUAUUGCCCAAAGCUAUGUUUCCUUCAAGAAAUCAUUUCAUUGCCUAUUUUGGCUCUCAAGUUCUUCUGUGCUUUCUCCUACCUUUGCUAAUAAUGGCAUUCUGCUACACCUUAGUCAUUCGGACUCUUCUCAAUUCCCCUCCCACACAACUAAGGGAAAUUAAGAAGCAGACAAUGUAUUUGAUAAUAGUGUUGCUUAUAGUCUUUGUAGUAUGUUACGUGCCCAAUAUUGUGAUAUCAAUCAUCCAUUUUGUCUAUACUACCCAAAAUAAGACUGCUUAUGUGGAAUAUAAGCUGUCUCUGGCUUUGAAUAGCCUUAAUUGCUGCUUCGAUCCACUUGUUUAUUAUUUUGGUUCCAAAGAGUUUCGACAAAAGAUACAGAAGAAGCUCUGCAAAUGCAUGCUUGAUAUAUUCAGUGAAACGGUCAACACCUUUUCGGAACAAGAUGUGCCAAUAACAUGCAGAGAACACGCGCCAAAUAAUUAAAAAAUGUAUUUGAUCUGGAACAGAUUAUAUUAGUCAUUGCACCGAAUCAUCAUCCAGAGAUUUUAGAAGUUGUUCUAUUUUAAAACACAGACUGUCAAGAGAUACAGAAAAGUACACCAGGCAAUAUAUUGCCACAACUUAUUCUGGAAACAAACCAGGUACUCAGGAAGGCUCAACGUCCAUGGAAAAAGGCACAUCUCUUAACUUGCCAAGAACAAUGCAUUAUGGGACAUAAAUUACUAUAAAUUAGCAACACAAGAAAUGUGUCAGUGCCAGGCAGGGGCGGCUCCAGGCACCAGCGCAGCAAGCGAAUGCCUGGGGCAGCAAGACACAGGGGGCGGCCUGCCGGUCACUGUGAGGGCGGCAGGCAGGCGGCUUUCAGCGGCACACCUGCCGGAGGUCCGCCGGUCCCACGGCUUUGGCGACAAUUCGGUGGCAGGGACGCCGAUGGUGCGGCA
Molecule: messenger RNA, 1904 nt
Organism: Trachemys scripta elegans
Lineage: Eukaryota; Metazoa; Chordata; Testudines; Emydidae
Product: P2Y purinoceptor 8-like
Exons: 2
Coding region: 445-1446 (333 amino acids)
Biological process (GO): positive regulation of Rho protein signal transduction; phospholipase C-activating G protein-coupled receptor signaling pathway
Cellular component (GO): membrane
Molecular function (GO): G protein-coupled receptor activity
Source: RefSeq, a predicted model, not a curated record